UGGAUUCCUCCCAUCUUACUUUUCCUGCCUUUUUUUCGCUGGCUUCAUUGGAGACAACAGAUCCCGACCCCGAAGCCGAAGCCGACGAACCAUUCUACUACUCCGAUUCUAUUCCCGAAUAUACCGGAGACAAGGCCGUCGAAGAGGCCGUCGAGGCGUCUGUGACGCCCAUAUCCAUGAACGAUAAAGCCGAGGUCAACGGGGCAAGCUCACAAACAAGGAUUCAUCACCUUGGGAAAAGCCGAAUGAUUGGUAAUAAAGGCGAACAAAGCUUGAGAUAUAAAAGCCAGGGACGGAGGGUUACUUAACCAUCUCCUCAGUCCAAGGGUGCCGAUAAAAAGAAAUACGCAAAAAAAAAAAAAAAAAAAAAAAAAAAAAAAAAAAUCGAAAUCGAAAUCGUCCUGGCCAAGGACGACAACGCUGCAAAAAGAAAAGAAAAUUGUCCCAAGAUCAACAUUUCUCUUCCAAAGUCUUUCCAACCAACAAAACCGGACCACCAUUGGCACAAAAUGGACUACAUCAGUAACGCCGUUGACACUCUUCGCAGCUGGGCCUGCCCACCAUCUUCCUCGUACUCCUGUCGCUGUAUUUAGUCAGCAAGGCAGUCUACGACCUCACCAUUCACCCCCUGGCUAGAUUCCCAGGCCCGCGGUUGUCGGCGCUGAGCCGUCUACCAUUCUGUAUCGCACGUAUGAGGGGUGACCAGGUUCAAUGGAUGCAUAGUAUGCACCUAAAGUACGGGCCAGUGGUGCGCUUCGGCCCGGAUGAGCUCAGCUACGUAGACCAGGGCGGCUCAGCGUGGAAGGCCAUAUACGGGCAGGAGAAAGGGGCCAAGGAAUUCCCACGCCUCAAGGCGUGGUAUGUAGAGCCUUUUAAUGGAAUCAACCCAAUCACCAGCGUCCCUGCACACGAAAUCCAUCGCAGGUUCCGCGCAGCCUUCUCACCGGCCUUUUCUGAGCGCGCACUGCGGAGCCAAGAGCCCUUGUUUCGACGGCAGAUUGAUCUUUUGAUUUCGAUCCUGGCCAGCGACGCCGCCGAGACCGGGGGGCCGGCCAACUUGACUGAGCUCUUCGAGUUUACCACGUUCGACAUUAUGGGUGACCUGGCGCUGGGCGAGCCCCUGGGGAUGCUGCAGACUCAGCAAUACAGCAAGUGGAUGAAAGCGCUUGCCUCUGGUGUCCGCAUCAUGCCCGUCUUUCAGUUCAUCCAGCACUACCCUCUCGUGUCCAAGAUCUUCAGCCUUUUGGAGCCGGAGUGGGUAACGCAGCUGAAGUACGAGCAUCACCAGUAUAAUGUUGACCGCGUCAACGCGAGGCUUGCAAGAGAGUCGUCCUCCCAGGCUGACAUCUGGAGCUACGUGCUCUCGACAAAGGAAAAGCAGCGGCUCACCGUGGAAGAGAUGCACUCCAACGCUGAGAGCUUCAUGAUUGCUGGGUCGGAAACAACUGCAACUGCAAUGACGGCCUUGACAUACUUCCUCACCACAAGCCCAAGCAGAUUUUCCAGACUCAAGAAUGAGAUCCGCAGUCGUUUUUCGAGUGAGGAAGAUAUCACAAUGGAAACGACGUCCCCGUUGAAGUACUUGAAUGCCUGCAUCCAAGAAGCACUCCGCAUGUACCCACCCCUGCCAGUCGGAGUCCCUCGUGAGGUCACGUCACCCGGCGCUACCAUCCUGGGUAGAUGGGUGCCCGGGGGCACGCAGGUUUCAGUGCACCACUAUGCAAGCAGCCACAGUCCGGGCAACUUUACGGACCCAGACACGUUUGCGCCUGAGCGAUGGCUGGCUCGGGAACCGGCUGACGGUGACAACGGCACCAACGCUACUGACAGUGCGCGUUACGGGUCGGACAGGCUGGAGGCGACGCAGCCGUUCACCGUUGGGCCCCGCAACUGUCUUGGAAAAAGCAUGGCGAUGCACGAGAUGCGGCUAAUGCUGGCCUGCCUGUAUUUCCGGUUCGACAUGGAACUGGUUUCUGACGCUGGGGCAGUGCCUUGGAAUCAGCAAAAGGCUUUUGCGUUCUGGGACAAGAAGCCGCUGAUGUGCAAGAUCAAGCUGGCCAAUGGCGGUAUCUAGAGAGACGGCGGAGUGGAAACUGGGUGAGGUUGAGUGUAAUGAAAGUUCUGGGUUUUGGGCUUUGUCUAGUUCUAGACCUAGUGAUAAUUAAGAAUUGUGACCGAAAGGGUAAGUGGACCAAUUGCAACGGGUAAGAGCGGGGCAGAGGGUACAGUACAUACAGUAGAAUUCAGGGUUCUAUCUUUGUUCAACCACGUUAGUACCUCAGCCGUUCCAGG
Molecule: messenger RNA, 2292 nt
Organism: Pyricularia oryzae 70-15
Lineage: Eukaryota; Fungi; Ascomycota; Sordariomycetes; Magnaporthales; Pyriculariaceae
Product: averantin oxidoreductase
Exons: 4
Coding region: 692-2074 (460 amino acids)
Molecular function (GO): monooxygenase activity; heme binding; iron ion binding
Source: RefSeq, a predicted model, not a curated record